CUUUAUUAUCUGUGACCGAAUCCUAGAUGGGAUUUUUGUAAUCUGUGAUAUUUCUUUUCAUUGUCAAGCAAAAUGGCGGAUCAGACAGAGAAAGCGUUUCAGAAACAGGCGACAGUCUUCCUCAACCGGAAGGGGGGUAUGAAGAGGAAGGAUAUGAGACAUCAUAAGAAUGUCGGUCUAGGUUUCAAGACACCACGAGAGGCGAUAGAAGGCACCUAUAUUGACAAGAAGUGCCCAUUCACCGGCAAUGUGUCCAUCCGUGGACGUAUCCUAACCGGUGUCGUCCAGAAGAUGAAGAUGCAACGCACAAUCGUCAUCAGGCGUGACUACUUGCACUACCUACCCAAAUACAACAGAUUCGAGAAGCGACACAGAAAUAUGUCUGUUCAUUUGUCACCUUGCUUCAGGGAUGUGGAACUCGGAGACAUUGUCACGAUCGGCGAAUGCAGGCCACUUUCCAAGACUGUGAGGUUCAACGUGCUGAAGGUUUCCAAGGGCAAGGGAUCCAAGAAAUCCUUCAAAAAAUUCUAAUCUAUUAAAAUUACUUCAUAAGUAAA
Messenger RNA from Vanessa atalanta (red admiral), 557 nucleotides. RefSeq names its product 40S ribosomal protein S11 (gene RpS11). Gene Ontology annotation, molecular function: structural constituent of ribosome. NCBI's taxonomy places the organism in Eukaryota, Metazoa, Arthropoda, Insecta, Lepidoptera, Nymphalidae. Gene Ontology annotation, biological process: translation. The coding region runs from base 73 to 531 and encodes 152 amino acids. The transcript has 4 exons. Gene Ontology annotation, cellular component: ribosome; cytosolic small ribosomal subunit. The record is from RefSeq and is a predicted model, not a curated record.